ACGUGACGUAGGAGGAAAGAGACGCCAUUAAGUCCUGCGCGAUACAGCUGCUGCGCGACCGUCCCGCGGCCGAGGUGAGCUUACUGGAAGUGGAAGUGUUCUGUCUCAUUUGGAAAAAGGAGUCCCCGUCGUCUAGAUCUAUUCGCAGUCACUCGGGUCACAUGACUGACGUGAUCGUGCGUCCGUGGAGCUGCUGCUGAUCUGCCGUACCCUUUCCUCUAUUUUUGUACAUUUCCCUUUCGGAUUUGGACUUUUCUUUCUUUUUUUUUCUCUUUUCUUCCUCUUGGCCCCACUGAAGAAGGAAGCAGUUCGGCGAUGGCGAGUGGCGGAGCGGGAGGAGGCAGUAAAUCGUAUUCGUUUAAGGUGGUGCUGCUGGGAGAAGGUUGCGUAGGCAAGACGUCGUUGGUACUGCGCUACUGCGAGAACAAGUUCAACGACAAGCACAUCACGACGCUUCAGGCAUCAUUCUUAACAAAGAAAUUGAAUAUUGGCGGGAAGCGAGUAAAUCUUGCAAUAUGGGAUACAGCAGGUCAGGAAAGGUUCCAUGCUCUUGGUCCCAUUUAUUACAGAGACUCCAAUGGUGCGAUAUUAGUAUAUGACAUCACAGAUGAGGACUCAUUUCAAAAGGUGAAAAACUGGGUAAAAGAAUUAAGAAAAAUGUUGGGUAAUGAAAUUUGUUUAUGUAUAGUAGGUAAUAAAAUAGACCUUGACAAAGAAAGGCACGUAGCAAUUCAAGAAGCAGAAGGGUACGCAGAAUCUGUUGGAGCAAAACACUAUCAUACUUCAGCAAAACUGAAUAAAGGAAUAGAGGAACUUUUCCUGGAUCUCUGUAAAAGAAUGAUUGAAACAGCACAAGCAGAUGAGCGGGCAAAAGGCAACGGUUCAAACCAGGCGGGCACAGCGCGACGAGGCGUACAGAUUGUGGACGAUGAACCACAGAAUGCUGCUGCGGCCGGCGGAGGAUGCUGCUCAUCGGGCUAACGCUUCAGGAGCUUUCACACUUGCCUCCUGGUUCCAUGAAGACUGCCAUAUCUGCCAUCGUAUGGUCCUUUGGGUUUUUUUUUUUUGUUUGUUUUUUUUUCCCCCAUAUUCCUACUCUUGGAAAUAAUCCGAUUAACAGUAUUUUCUAAUAAUCCCAUUUAUAACACUGAAAAGACCUGAGCAAAACAACGCUAAACUAGUGGAGUGUGUGAGCAGACAGCCGGUAUUUACUCUCCUACAUAACAAUUAAAGCAAACGAGCAAUUACCACGGGGGCCCACCAUCAUUUUUAUUAAUUCAUGACAUGGAUAUUAUUGUGCAUGUAGAUUUGACUCAUGUAAAAUCAUCUUUUUUCUUUUAAAUGAGAUCUUUAUUAUUUAAUAACUUAUGUACAUGUUCUUUAAAAAUGUAUAAAUAUUCCUACCCUACAUAUUUUUGUGGUGAGGUCCCAUCGGAUGUUUGACUUUUUUUUUUUUCCUGCCUUUCUUUUAAUUUGGUGAAUUUUCUCAGAUUUUUGCACUGGCCAUCAUUAUCAAUGCUUAGUUGAACUGUACUUCACUCUGUUUGCUGAGUUGAUAUAAAUAUUAAAAUAUAUAUUACAAUACAUAUUUAAUAUUUUAUCUGCUUUUACAAGCUUUGGGAAAAUAUGCAGGUGUAGAAAUGUGUCUUGUUAAUGAUUGUAAAAUGGAAAUAACAAUGUCCGUGAAAGCACACAUUAUUAUUAUUAUUUUUUUUUUGAAUUGUAUUUUUUUUAACUACUUACUUUGAAAUGCCAUAUUAAGUGUUUUGUAUUAGAUUCAAUUAUAAUAAUUUGCAAUUCUUAGGUGUCCUACAUUGUCCUUAUUAAACAUUUACUAGGGUAACCUCGUUGGCGCCCAGGCAGCAGCUGAUUAAGCUGGCUCUCUCAACGUAAUGAAUAAAUGGCAUGGGUGCCAUCCAGUGGUCUGAAGGCAGAUGGAAGAAGAAGAAGAAGAGGAGGACGCUAAGGAUGAGGAGCUUCAAAACGCUAAUAUGUAAUAAUGCACUGGCUAGAUUUUUCCACAGAAAAUUUUUGAUGUUCAAAUUGAAUUCUUUUCAGUGCCUUGGUUUGAAGCUUUGUAUAAAAUAUUAAAUGGCUUAUCAUACCAGGAA
Messenger RNA from Erpetoichthys calabaricus (reedfish), 2111 nucleotides. It is a transcript of the gene rab21, whose product is annotated as RAB21, member RAS oncogene family. Bases 316 to 981 code for a protein of 221 amino acids. Gene Ontology annotation, molecular function: GTPase activity; GTP binding. NCBI's taxonomy places the organism in Eukaryota, Metazoa, Chordata, Cladistia, Polypteriformes, Polypteridae. The record is from RefSeq and is a predicted model, not a curated record. The transcript has 7 exons. Gene Ontology annotation, biological process: Rab protein signal transduction.